Messenger RNA from Danaus plexippus (monarch butterfly), 1323 nucleotides. RefSeq lists its product as uncharacterized. NCBI's taxonomy places the organism in Eukaryota, Metazoa, Arthropoda, Insecta, Lepidoptera, Nymphalidae. The record is from RefSeq and is a predicted model, not a curated record. Bases 78 to 623 code for a protein of 181 amino acids. The transcript has 2 exons.
CUGACAGAUAGCAAUAGACAAACAAUAGGCGGCCAUUGAAUUUGUUUAUUUGAGAAUAUAAGAUAAUAGCCAUCAAAAUGCCAAAAAAUAUAACGAGUGAAGUACGUGAUAUAAUAUUAAAAGUAAAGGAAUUUAUGGACGAAGAAAAGCGUAUGCAAGUACCUAUAAUACCGCUGAGUAAAGUUUAUGUUAGAGUUUCCGCCGCUACUGGUGUCUCAGAGAGAACUAUACUCAACAUAGUCAAAGAGGCGAGGCUCGUUGAACAAGGGUUAUUAGAUCCAGAAACAUUAAAGAAAUCACCGAAAAAACGUGUCAGAACAAAAGGAAAAAUUGAAGUUGAUGAAUAUGACUUACAAGUGAUAAGAAGAAAAAUUCAUGAAUUUUAUGCAUUCAAGAAAGAAGUUCCUACCAUCAACAAACUCCUGCAGAUACUCAAAGAGGAAAUAAAUUUUAAAGGAUCAAGAGAGACAUUGAGAAAAAUUCUACGCAAGAACGGUUUCCAAUUCAGGAAGACGAAAAACAGCAAAGACAAAGAGCAACCUCCGGAAUCGACGUCAUCAGUACCACCAAUGGUGCCCCCAUACAUACAUUCAAUGUUCAGCCAUAAGAAUAUACAACCAUAGGCAUUUGAAGUAAUUUUAAAACAUGUAACUACUAUAAUGGCUGACUUUUUAGAUUUUAUAGAGUAAUUGUGUUUGUGAAUAUUAUAUAUAGCGACUUUGUCAGUUAUAAACCAGGAUGUUAGUAUUAUGAUUUUACACUGUUAGUUAUUCUAUGUAUUGCAACCGUUGACUUAUAUUGUUACAUGCAUGCUCCAAUAUUUUUAGCACCACAGAAGUUCACUAACAAAAUAUACUGAACUACUCGACGAUGAUGUCAAAUAGUAAGUUUAGACUGACUAUAAUCAAAUAUAACAAUACAUAUAUGAAAACUCAACUGUAAUAUAAACAUACAGGGCACUGGAACAUAUUGAUCUUUCUUGUUACUGAAUGUUUUUAAACUGUUAGGGAAGUCCUGUUAAGUUUUAAUAUGUAUUAUUACUAUAUUUAGUUGGUUUCUCGUUAAUCUACAGGACAUGUCCGACUAUAUACAAUUACAGCAAUAAAGUUAAUUUGUACAGAUCUCUUUAGUUGUUAAGCUAAUAUAAUUGUUGCAUAGGAUAUUUAUAGGGACAUUUUUAUGUAGACAAUUUCAUUAUACUUAAGGCGCCUGUUAUCAAGUAUUGCAUAGUUUUGUAUACACAACACAUAUAUUAAUAGUGUUUAUAUCCAUGUAAACAUUUUAAAUUUAUAUGGAAAAUAAAUUAAUUUUAACAUACAUAAA